Rubroshorea leprosula is the source of this 952-nucleotide messenger RNA. The record is from the annotation of a GenBank genome assembly. Lineage: Eukaryota; Viridiplantae; Streptophyta; Magnoliopsida; Malvales; Dipterocarpaceae.
CUUAUGAAUGACUAGUGACUAUUUCUUCAAUUUUUGUUUACGACCCUAUGGAAGUGGGUUUAUGAUGGUGAUUACUUCACCUAUGACUUGUUCCCAGAACACAAAAGGCUGCAAUUGUGGGAGUUGUUUAAGGUAAGAAUAAUUAUCAUUUCAUACAUAAUCCUUCCAUCCAACUUAAGAUCAAUGAAGAAAGGAUGGGGUGAUAAUAUGAAAGAUGAAUGGGAUAAGUGGCGUACAAACGAUGAGUAUAGGGGGAAGAAAAAUCGAGCUUCUGGGGAACGAGUUACGCACACUACAGGAUCAGAUACAUAUGUCAAUGAGUGCUUUGCUACAUAUAGCUCAAACUCAACAUCAUGGCCACCUCGAGACAAUGACGCUUGGGCAACUGCUGUUGGGGCAUGCCACAGCAAUUUCAUGCCAGGAAUCGGUUCACAGGCUUCUCUAUCGCAGCAAUUUGCUGCUUUUAGUGCUUACGGGAUGCGCCCGCCCAGUGCUACUCCAUCAUUGCCUCACACUAGGCAAGCAUUUCCUCCUGUAGGGACAUCAUUCCCUACUACUGGGCCAUCGUUUCAUGCUAGUAGGCCAUCAUUUCCUCAUGCAAUGCCAAUGCAAAUGCCAAUAGAACCUACAUUUCCCAUGGGCCAAAUGGGGAGACAGUCAGGAUCUCCAGGUACAUCUUCAGCCAAUCCCCCACAAGAUGAUUAUGGUUACCAACCGAGAUUUGAUGCAGACUACCAGGGUCCAUUUGGGAUGGAAUGAUCAGUGUGCAUGAGGUUGCGAACGCAAAACUUGGCAUGUUCUUGAUACUUGAGGAAAAUACUUUUAGUGUUUGGAAGGGUGAUUUGAACUUGUUAGGACAUGGGUGUAUAUGUCAGUUGAGAUUGAAUGGUUUGUGGUAAUAUUAACUGAAUUACUAUGGUUUGCAAGUUUAGAAUAUACAAAUGGUCAUGUU